Gastrolobium bilobum is the source of this 567-nucleotide messenger RNA. Its product is annotated as FCS-Like Zinc finger 15. The record is from RefSeq and is a predicted model, not a curated record. The transcript has 2 exons. NCBI's taxonomy places the organism in Eukaryota, Viridiplantae, Streptophyta, Magnoliopsida, Fabales, Fabaceae. The coding region runs from base 57 to 437 and encodes 126 amino acids.
CUUAGACCACAGAGAAGGGAGGAAAAAAAGAAGAGUGAGAAAGCAUAGAAUGAAAGAUGGUGGGUCUGAGUGUAGUACUCGAAGCUCAGAAAGGUGGUGUUAACAAGAAAACUCCCCAAGUGAUAAACAAAACCAUGAUUCUCAGCAGCAACAACAACAAACAAUCUCCUUCUGCAGUAUCCUUGAAUUCACAUCACUCUUCUUUCAAGGAACCAACGUUUCUAGACCUAUGCUAUCUCUGCAAGAAGAGGUUGUUGCCAGGGAAAGACAUCUACAUGUACAAAGGGGACAGGGCCUUCUGUAGCGAGGAGUGCAGGUGCAAGCAGAUUUUCAUGGACGAGGAAGAGACUAUUCAGAAGGAGAAGUACUGUUCCUUCGCUGCUAUAAGACCUUCAUCCUCUUCUUCUUCUUCUUCUUCUUCUUCCUCAGCUUACUGAUACAUAAAGAGAGGAACCAGCCUACACUAGAGACAAAAGACUGGAACACCAAAAAUGGGGGGAAUUUUUUUUUCCUGCUAUGUUCUAGUUUUGCCAUGCUUUAUGUUGUCAUAGCCUCGAAGUUUUUGUC